Schistosoma guineensis is the source of this 1866-nucleotide messenger RNA. Lineage: Eukaryota; Metazoa; Platyhelminthes; Trematoda; Strigeidida; Schistosomatidae. The record is from the annotation of a GenBank genome assembly.
AUGUCUGGAAUCAAUAUUCAAACGGGUGAUCAUACUAACAGACUCAUCUCCGAGAACGCUUUAAUUCCUUUCUGUCAUCCAUUAACUCCUGGAUCUUCCAGUCUACCCAAGUUUGGUACCCUUAUUCCAAACCGCAUAUUUGUUGGCGGAAUACCAUCAAAUACAAACGAACAAGAACUUAAGUCUUUCUUUUCAAGUUUUGGCCAAGUAAAAGAUGUCAAAAUUAUCAAUGAUCGCCUUGGGGCAUCUAAAGGGAGCUAUGGAUUUGUUACUUUCGAAAGUCAGGAAAUGGCUGAAAAAAUUAUCAAGAACGAGUCGGAAACACUCGUUUUCAAAGACCGUAAACUCAACAUAGGUCAUGCAAUUCGUAAGCAACAAAUAUUUCCUCGUCCAGACCUAACAACAACUUUGCUAUUCACCGGAAGUGCAGUUCCUUAUAGCUUUCAAAAUGGUGUGGCUGUAUUCCCUUUACCUGGCCAAGAGUAUCCUAUAUUGACUCAAACCACAGCUCCUUAUGCCACAAUGAUACUUCCACAGCCGGAUGGAGGAACACCUCUCUACUUGCCUCCUUUACAUUCAACUCCAGCUGCCGCCAUAUCGCCAUAUACACAUAUUCCACAGCAAGCUGUAACGGCAGCACUUCAUCAACAGUUUCAUCAAACAGGAGCUGUUUCUUGUUUAACUCCUGCGGUUGUUGGUCAGAUAACACCAGUCAAUGUCAGUGUUAAUAACACUAAUCCGCAAUCUCAUUCAACCCCCUCAGUAAUGGCGGCAGCUGCUGCUAUGGCUGCUGCUGUUCAGUGGCCACAAAAUCCAGCUCAGAAUAACCAACAAAAUCAACAACAAUCAUCUACUGUAACAGUAACUCAUAGUGUUUCGCAUGUAAACAAUGAGCAUUCCAUUAAUCAGACAUCAACAAUCACACAGAAUCAAUCUGCUGUUGCUGCUCAACAUCCAACUAAUUGGCAUUGGUCAACAGGAGUACAACAAUCUCAAAAUACCAUUCAGGAAACAAAUCCUCAAUCUAACAUGUUCACUAUUGAUACAUCUUCAAGUAUAGGUGCUACUAAAUCAACAUCAACAAUAUCAAAUCCAAAUCUUCAAUUUCCUCAACAGUGUGCAACAAAUGCAACUUAUUUGUAUGGCCCAUUCACUGGGUCUAGUCAUGAAGUGAUGUUAUUUCAUCAAACCAGUUCGCCAUUUACUGGCAAUUCAACUAGUGAUUACAGUACUGAUCAUAGUACACAUUCAUCCGGUAUAUUGGAGUCAGCUGAGUCUAUAAAUUAUGAUGGUACACCAAUCAGUCGUCAAACUCAACAAGUUGGAAAACAAUUAACUAAUAUUUACAACAAUAAUAAUACACAAAUGAAUGGUUCAUGUUUAUCACCAUAUGCUACGUUAACACCAAUUUUAGAAUUUCAUUCACAUUCUAAUUGUAUAGGACAAUCGAAUUCUAUGCAUCAAAUGUCACCAACACAUUUACAACAUAAUUUACAUCAAAAUCAUCAAACAAAUACAUUCGUGUCAAUACUUAAUCCAUCACAUCAUAAUACAGCAUUUACUGGCAGUAAUUGUACGCGUCAAUUAUCAACUGCUAUCUACGGAAGUCAAUCACAAAUUAAAAAUGGUACAUUACCAUCAAUUGAUAUUAGUUUAUCAAAUGAACAACAUCAAAAUAUGUUAUCAUCUAUUCGUCAAUUACAGUCGUGUUGUACUAUUGGCACUAUCCAAGGUAUAACUAAUACAGCAAUCAUAUCACAAUCCCCACUAACAUCAUCAGCAACAGCAAUGGUAGCCUCAGCCUCAGCAUCAACAGUACAAGUAGCAUUACCAUAUUUACUAACUUCUACAAGUACAUCAUCCUAA